Messenger RNA from Dermochelys coriacea (leatherback sea turtle), 1259 nucleotides. RefSeq names its product single-pass membrane and coiled-coil domain-containing protein 3-like. Bases 445 to 1110 code for a protein of 221 amino acids. The transcript has 2 exons. Lineage: Eukaryota; Metazoa; Chordata; Testudines; Dermochelyidae. The record is from RefSeq and is a predicted model, not a curated record.
UCGUUGGCUCAUGGAUUGAUUAGAUCCUGGAACUUUCCACCCCGGUGACUAAGAAGAAAACCAGGACUUGGAAACCAGCCAGACUCGGCUUCCUGGAAACCACAUGGAGAACUGGAAGUCAGGAGGCACUAAGCAACCAGCUGAUCCCCCUUAGCAGUCCCUUUAAAGGCAAUGUGAGCUGGCAGCAUGCUCCUGACCCUAGCUGGGCUCCGGUCUGCCUGGAGAAAGUGGGGAGGCCAACUGGGAAAGUGAAAGCAAGAGAUCAGCUCUCCUAUAAAGCUGAGUCCCUGCUCCGGUGUACACAGAGCGGCAGGGGAGCUGCAGUGUCACAGCGAAGGGAUCCUCUUUGGAGAGCCCAGGCUGCUGCCCGCGGAGCUGAGUUGACCUCUGCCAGGCGAACGGCUCGUCAGCUUCCCACGCGUCCAGCAAGCAGCUCUCUCGAGAAUGUCCUGGAGCGAUAUCCUGUAUCCUAGCAACCCAGAGCGGCGAGAGAGGGUGGCGCGGUUACACCAGGAGCUGAUCAACUGCAUAGAGCUCAAUUUUGAUACCACCAACGAGCUGAUUGGAGCCUUAAACGAACACUGUCAUUGCAAGUUGCACCCCAUUAAGAUGAACAUGAAGGGCACCAUCCGGGAGAACUGCAACAUGCUCCUCUCAGCCAUCAAGUCCAUCCAAGACAUUCUGCAGGCCAUUGACGCAAGGUUGAAGAGCAACCUGGAGCCAGAUCUCUACCGAAAGCUUCACAAUUUCCAGGAGACAGAUGCCAAGAAGAUGCAGAUUCUGCGCUCUGUGGCCACGGUGGUGAGCGGGCUCACUGGGACCAUAGCCAUGGGGAUCUUCAUCAAGCUGGCGUUAUCGCAGGUGGUGAGCAGAGUCCUGAGCCAGACGACCAUGAUCUUGGCCAAGGUUGGUGCCUCCAUGAUCGGCACCGUGGCUGGCAUGUUACUGGGCGUGGGUGUCGACGUGAUUCUCAGCGCGAUCCUGGGUGCCAUAGAGAGAGACCAACUGGAAGAGAAGAUUCAGGAGCUCAAGGGUCUGGUGAGCGAGUUCAAGCCAGCCUCCAAGGAGUAUAACAAAACCAUCCUGAAGACCAUCUGCAUGCUGUCAUAGCCAGAGGAGAAUCAGCUGCUCAGAUGACUCCAGAUCAAGCUGCAAGUUACCAUUUCUUGUAAAAAUAAGGCCGUGGGGAUCAGAUCCCAUCUCGCUUGACUUAGCCCAGCACUAUUAAAGCCAGCACAAUAAAUGAUAUCUAGCUCUUA